AGUACCCGUCCCCGCCCUUUCCGGUCCGGCCAGCAUCGGCUUCUCCUGCUGCACGUGGGUUCCGCCCGGAGGGGAGAUUUGAGCUGCCGCCGCCGCAGUGGAAGAAGAUUGUCGCCUCCGUGAGCGCUCCGGGCUCGGGGGCCGCUAGGACGUCACAAUGCCUAAAGCCCUAAAGGGAAAACUUGCAGGACGAGAAAAAAAGGUCAUCCAUCCAUAUAGUAGAAAAGCAGCUCAAAUGACGAGAGAGGCUCACAAGCAAGACAAAAAGGAAAAGUUGAAGAAUGAGAGGGCUUUGCGUCUCAACCUUAUAGGUGAAAAGCUUCAGUGGUUUCAUGAUCAUCUGGAUCCUAAAAAAAUCAAAUAUUCAAAGAAAGCUGCAUGUGAGUUAAUAGAAAGGUACUUGAAUCGAUUCAGCGCUGAGCUGGAGCAGAUAGACUUAGAGAACAGCAUCAAGGACAGGCAGGGCAGGCGGCACCAUGCCCGGGAGACGGUCAUCAAGCAGACGGUGGCGCGGGAGCGGCAGCAGUAUGAAGGCUAUGGGUUUGAGAUUCCCGACAUUUUAAAUACCAGUAAUCUAAAAACUUUUCGGGAAUGGGAUUUUGAUCUGAAGAAAUUGCCAAACAUUAAAAUGAGGAAACUGUGUGCGAAUGAUGCAAUUCCUAAGCUGCGUAAGAAGAAAACUAUUUUGACUCCUGACAAAGAAAUAGGGGAACUGGAGAUAGCUGGAGAAUCAAGUGACUCAGAUGUAGAAAUGUCUUCACUACCUCUCUGCCCAUAGUUGAGUUGAAAAUAAAUAAUUUGAGACUGUCAAACCCUACUCAUUGAUUAUGAGAAAUAAUAGUUGGUGUGGAAGAAUUUGCUAUUUAACUGAUCUUCUCAUAUAGUGAGUCUCAUUUGCAGUUUCAAAAAUGGUGGAGUGAUCUUUUAUUCAAAAAUGAAAGUUGCUUUUAUUUUAAAUUUCUAUUAAAAAGGUAGGAAUUGUAUUAAACUGCUUUCCAUGAAUUAUAAUUAAUUCCCAGGAAUUCGAACUUACAAAAAAGAGACUUUUCUUACAGUUGCGAGAGCUGAGAAGCCAAAUAGCAUAACACCAGCCCUGGUGAAGCUCUGACUGUGUGAUGUUAUGGCUAAUGGCAUCACAGUGGUUGGGGGGAGGUUUAUGGUGGAUAACAGGGUAGAUGCGGUGGGGAAGGGGCUAGGAAAGACCUAGAUGAACCCAUUUCAUUUCCCCCUCCCCCCAUGUAGUCUCUGGGUGGUCUCAAAGUCAUGGCGAUCCUCCUACCUCCGCCUCCUGAGUGCUGGGAUUAAAGACGUGCGCCACCACGGCCAGCUUGGGCCCACCUCAUCAAGUCCUACUAUCUUUUAACGUCACCAUACUUGGGAAAAGUUUUGAACACGUGCAUUCUUGGGAAGUACACUUAAACCAUGCCAAAUCACAGCAGAGAUCUUCACAAUGUUUAAUCUAAAUUUUGUAAAGGGGAAAGCAGUUUGAGAAGCAUAAAAGUGUUAAGUUUUUAGUUAUGUGUAUUUAGAAUUGCCUAAUGUUACAUUAUGGGCAAUAGACCUGUCUCCUUAAAGGCCGCUGUGGCUAUUUCUUGCAUUCAGAUAAUCACAAAAGUGUACGUCAGUACUGACACUGAUUUUACCCUUAAAUAUUGAUUUCCUGGGGGGGGGGUUGUACGUGUGUCAUACGCACAUGUGGAGGCCAGAGGAGGAUAUCAUGUGUCCUCAGUUGCUGUUCUGCCUUAUUUUAUUGAGAUAAGGACUCACCAAACCUGGAGAUUGCAUCUUUUUCCAGCUAGGCCGGAGUACCAGUGAGCCGGGUGGGUCUCCCGUCCCUGACCCUCAGCGCCAGGUUGGCGGGCGGGCAGGCGCAGCUCCUCCCCGUGUGCCGGCUCAGCGCGGCUCCUCGUGCUCCUGCCACGAGCGCUGAGAUCGUGGCCGUCCCCCAGCCCCGGGCUCCAGCUUAUAAAAUGGAGACUGUGACACGCGUUCCUGCCCACGCAGAGUUGCCGUUAGUUGUGUCUUCUGAAGCAGUGAAGUGUCAGAAACCAGUCAUGGCGUCCUGUGUUCUCCUUUCAACAGGAUGAGGAAACGGUCUCAGGGUCACUCCUUUUGAUUGGAUUUUGGUUUCUACCUCUUAAUUGUGAAACUGAUAGAAAUAAAGAUGCAGAAAGUGAUUUUUAAAUAUUUUAUUUUUUCUAAGAGAUAUGUUAAUGUGACAAAUAAAUGUUCUGUCACAAAUAGCUGGAAAUACUGUUUGUCCACAGAACUUACUACAUGGAAAUGUCCUUAUUGUGCUUUUAAGAGCUUCAAGUAUAUUGUUAAUUAAAAGGGAAAAUAAAACCUCAUGCUGUAUGAAGUUCACUAGAUGUCAGCUGCCCUGAUGUUAAUUAUAAAGUGACAAUACUUUUUUUAUUUCUGAAAAACCAAGAUAAACUUUAUUUGCAUAAAUUUA
Molecule: messenger RNA, 2455 nt
Organism: Jaculus jaculus (lesser Egyptian jerboa)
Lineage: Eukaryota; Metazoa; Chordata; Mammalia; Rodentia; Dipodidae
Gene: Tma16
Product: translation machinery associated 16 homolog
Exons: 7
Coding region: 158-778 (206 amino acids)
Cellular component (GO): nucleus
Source: RefSeq, a predicted model, not a curated record